AUGUUUCUGACAGUAUUGCUGCCUAUCUUCUUCAGUUUUCUGCGAUGUACAGCUUUUGAAGGAAAUUAUUGGCCCCACUUCCUUCUCCAAAGACAGAAGGAAUCUCUGCAAAGAAUUUUGGGCAAGGAUUCCUGUUCUACCUGGGGUGGAGGGCAUUUCUCAACCUUUGAUAAAUACCAGUAUGACUUCACUGGGACCUGCAACUAUAUCUUUGCUACCAUAUGCGAUGAAACCAGCCCAGACUUCAACAUUCAGUUCCGCCGUGGGCUGAACAAAAAAAUUGCAAGGAUCAUUAUUGAGCUGGGACCUUCUGUCAUCACUGUUGAGAAAGGCAGCAUUUCAGUCAGAAGUGUUGGUGUCGUUAAAUUGCCUUAUACCAGCAAUGGAAUUCAGAUAGCGCCUUAUGGGCGUAACAUCCGCCUGGUGGCCAAGAUGAUGGAGAUGGAGCUAGUCGUCAUGUGGAACAAUGAUGACUAUCUCAUGGUUUUGACUGAGAAAAAAUAUAUGGGGAAAACCUGUGGAAUGUGUGGAAAUUAUGAUGGCCAAGAGCUGAAUGAUUUUAUGAAUGAAGGUAAAUUGCUGGAUACAUACAAAUUUGCUGCGUUACAAAAAAUGGAUGAUCCAUCAGAGAUCUGCCUGUCUGAGGAGAUAUCAAUUUCCGCCAUUCGUCACAAAAAAUAUGCAAUGAUCUGCUCCCAGCUACUCAACCUGGUGUCACCAACCUGCAGUGUGCCAAAGGACGGGUUUAUUGUUCGCUGUCAGCUUGAUAUGCAGGACUGCAGUGAGCCAGGACAAAACAAUUGUACUUGCUCUACCCUGUCAGAGUAUUCAAGACAAUGUGCUAUGUCCCAUCAAAUGGUGUUAAACUGGAGGAAUGAAAACUUCUGCUCUGUGGGAAAAUGUUCUGCUAACCAAAUCUAUGAGGAAUGUGGUUCUCCAUGUGUUAAAACCUGUUCCAACCCAGAGUACAGCUGUUCCAGUCACUGUACCUAUGGUUGCUUUUGUCCAGAAGGGACUGUUCUUGAUGACAUCUCAAAGAAUCGAACAUGUGUUCACAUUAAGCAGUGCCCAUGUUCACUCAAUGGGAAAAAAUAUGCUCCUGGUGAGACAAUGAAAGCAGCAUGUAGAAGUUGUAAAUGUACAAUGGGUCAGUGGAACUGCAUAGACUUACCUUGCCCUGGAAGGUGUUCUCUGGAAGGAGGAUCCUUUGUUACCACGUUUGAUUCUAGAUCCUACAGGUUCCAUGGAGUUUGCACUUAUGUUCUUAUGAAGAGUUCCAGCCUGCCACACAAUGGAACCCUAAUGGCUGUGUAUGGGAAGUCUGGUUACUCUCAUUCUGAGACAUCACUUAGUGCUCUAAUUUACCUGUCAACAAAGGACAAAAUUGUGAUUUCUCAAAAUGAACUCCUUACUGAUGAUGAUGAACUGAAGCGGCUACCUUACAGAUCAGGUGACAUCACUAUUUUCAAACAGUCCUCAGUCUACAUUCAAAUGUAUACAACCUUUGGGCUAGAACUUGUAGUUCAAACAUCACCUGUGUUCCAGGCUCAUGUGAAAGUUGGACAACAGUUCAAAGGCAGAACCCGAGGUUUGUGUGGCAAUUACAAUGGAGACACGACAGAUGACUUCAUGACUAGCAUGGAUAUCACUGAAGGGACAGCUUCCCUGUUUGUAGAUUCCUGGAGGGCAGGAAAUUGUCAGCCUGCUUUAGAGAGAGAGACUGACCCUUGUGCUAUGAGUCAACUGAACAAAAUAUCUGCUGAGACUCAUUGCUCUGUUCUUACUAAGAAGGGUACAGUGUUUGAGAAAUGCCAUGCUGUGGUGAACCCUAUUCCUUUCUAUAAGAGAUGCGUCUACCAAGCCUGUAAUUAUGAGGAGACUUUUCCCUAUAUUUGUUCUGCUCUGGGAUCAUACGCACGAGUGUGUAGUUCAAUGGGUUUAAUCCUUGAAAACUGGAGAAACAGUAUGGACAAUUGCACCAUUACUUGUACUGGCAAUCAAACGUUCAGCUACAAUGCUCAGGCAUGUGACAGGACAUGCUUGUCACUCUCCAAUCGAGCCCUGGAAUGCCAUCCGACUGACAUUCCAAUUGAAGGCUGCCAUUGUCCUAAAGGAAUGUACUUAAACCACAAAAAUGAAUGUGUUCGUAAAUCUCAUUGUCCCUGCUAUUUAGAAGAUAGAAAAUACAUUUUACCAGACCAGUCAACAAUAACUGGUGGGAUUACCUGCUACUGUGUUAAUGGGAGGCUAAGUUGCACUGGCAAACCUCAAAAUCCUGCAGAAAGCUGCAAAGCUCCUAAGAAAUAUAUAUCAUGUUCUGACAGGUUAGAAAACAAGUAUGGAGCUACAUGUGCCCCUACCUGUCAGAUGUUAGCCACUGGAAUUGACUGUGUACCUACUAAAUGUGAAUCAGGCUGUGUCUGUACUAACGGGCUAUAUGAGAAUCUUGAUGGCAGGUGUGUACCAGCUGAAGAGUGUCCCUGUGAAUAUGGUGGUCUUGCUUAUGGAAGAGAUGAGCAGAUCCAUACUGAAUGUGAGAUUUGCACUUGCACAAGAGGCAAAUGGAAAUGUGUUCAGAAGUCUAGGUGUUCCUCAACAUGUAAUCUCUAUGGAGAAGGUCACAUUACCACUUUUGAUGGACAGCGCUUUGUGUUUGACGGGAACUGUGAAUACAUACUAGCUAUGGAUGGCUGCAGUGUUAAUAGACCUCUUUCCUCCUUUAAAAUUGUAACGGAGAAUGUCAUCUGUGGGAAAUCUGGGGUUACUUGCUCCAGAUCCAUCUACAUUUACCUUGGGAACAUGACAUUCAUACUGCGAGAUGAAACCUUCUCUGUUUCUGGGGAAAAUCCUCUAGUGCGAUAUAAAGUGAAAAGAAAUGCCCUUCAUGUGAUGUUCGAUAUUGUUAUCCCAGGAAAAUACAACAUGACCCUUAUCUGGAACAAGCACAUGAACUUCUUCAUCAAGAUCUCCAGAGAAACACAGGAAACUAUCUGUGGCCUGUGUGGGAACUAUAAUGGCAAUAUGAAAGAUGACUUUGAGACUCGAAGCAAGUAUGUGGCAUCAAAUGAAUUGGAGUUUGUCAAUUCUUGGAAAGAGAAUCCUCUCUGUGGGGAUGUGUACUUUGUAGUGGACCCCUGUAGCAAGAACCCUUACCGAAAAGCCUGGGCAGAAAAGACAUGUUCCAUCAUCAACAGCCAAGUUUUUUCUGCCUGUCACAAUAAGGUGAACCGUAUGCCCUAUUAUGAGGCCUGUGUCCGAGACUCUUGUGGUUGUGACAUUGGAGGGGAUUGCGAGUGCAUGUGUGAUGCUGUUGCAGUGUAUGCCAUGGCAUGCUUAGAUAAAGGUCUCUGCAUUGACUGGAGGACCCCUGAGUUCUGUCCUGUCUAUUGUGACUAUUACAAUUCUCAUAAAAAAUCAGGAAGUGAGACUGCUUACUCUUAUGACUAUAGCAGUGACAACUGCACCUGGCACUACAGACCAUGUAACUGUCCAAAUCAAAACUACAAAUAUGUCAACAUUGAAGGCUGUUACAACUGUUCUCAUGAUGAAUACUUUGACCAUGAGAAGGGACAAUGCAUGCCAUGUGCAGAGGAAAGCACUACUACUACACCUGAGACAUCUUCACCUUCAACAGUGGUGACUGUGCAACCUAAAGUAACAAGAGGCUCUACUUCAGUCACAAUACCGAUGACUGUGCUGCCAACAGCACCAAGUACUUUUUCUGCAGCUACUAUAUCAACAGAGACCACUACUCCAACAAUAACUUCAAAAAUCACAAUUCCAAGAACAUCAUCAGCAUCACUUCUUGUUACAGUCAAGUCAACAACUGAACAUACAACAUCAGUUUUUAUCACACCAACCAUGACCACAACAAUGGCUACACCUUCCGUAACUACCUCAACAGAAAGAGCCAUGACCAUGAAACUGAAGCCUACACCUACUGCCUCAGCAACCACUCCAUCAGCAGAGACAGAAAAACUAAGGUUUACCACACCACCCACCAAGACCACUAUCAAAAGGAAAUCAACCACAUCAGUACCUGCUCCUACUACAUCUCAGAUUGCAACUUUCAGAAAGCCUAAACUAACAACACUAGGAGCCCAGGCUACAUUCUACACCACUGGGAAACCAAUAAGUGAGUGCUGCGGCUGGAAGGGUGGUAAGAGUCGCCCAUUGCUUGAGCCAGUUCCUACGUUAGCCAAUAUCAUGGUGUUUCCUCACCCAGACUGCAGCAGGCAGACCUUACUCUCCUUCAGCCACUUGGAUGGAGUCACAUACAUCCAUAAAGACUUUUCUUCCUUGCUCAGGAGCUCCAGGAAGAGGCAGGAGGAGCUCACUUGGUGGUGGGCAUCCCUCAGGCCCCGUCCCUGCCCCGCAUGUCAGGACAGAAGGAGGUCAUGGACACGGCCCCAGGCAUUGCCCCAUUCCUCCCUCUGUGCCUCCCAAGACUGGGAGAGGCCCAAGCCUGCCUUUCCUCUCGCUGCCCCCCAAGCGGGGCUUGGUGCUGAGACAACUGCUUGCCUCGCUUGCCUUCCGCCUCUUCCCUACCGCUGUCAGUCAUGCUGCACUUUCCUCCCGGCAGCCGUCACCCAUAAAAAGACAACCGUGCUGCCUCUGACCACCCGGAGGACCACCCCGGCCACUUCCGUCAGCAGCACCUCCAAGACCUCUGUGUCCAGAGAGACCAGCCCCACCAGCAGCCCCAAAGUGCCGCUGACAAGGACAACUCGGAUCCCCAGCUCUCCUCCCUCCACCUCGGCCUCCAGCACGCCGCUCAGCACGCACCUGCCAUUUGCCGCCCCGUCCACAGUCUCAACCACGUCUCCCACAACAACUAGGCCAAAGCUCACACCUACAACACUAACGUCCAGAGCCUCUCCCACCACGACCAGUGUUUCAACAGAGACACUGCCAGCUGAGUCCUUUGCACCUACAACGGCCAAAACGAGCCCCCUCCCGUCGUCUGCUCCUCCCCUCUCCUCAACUGCGUCCUCAACACCACCAAGCCCAUCGCCUCCCGGUGAGUCUUGCUCCUGCCCUCCCGCUUCUCUGCCUGGUCUUGGUCCAGCUCGCGCCCUCCUCUCCCUAGCAGCACGUCCUGCAGGGGUUUCCGCAAGGGAGCCAACCAGAGCUAAGACUCCAACUAGUAAAGUAGUAACAGCCGUCACCCAUAAAAAGACAACCGUGCUGCCUCUGACCACCCGGAGGACCACCCCGGCCACUUCCGUCAGCAGCACCUCCAAGACUUCUGUGUCCAGAGAGACCAGCCCCACCAGCAGCCCCAAAGUGCCGCUGACAAGGACAGCUCGGAUCCCCAGCUCUCCUCCCUCCACCUCGGCCUCCAGCACGCCGCUCAGCACGCACCUGCCAUUUGCCGCCCCGUCCACAGUCUCAACCACGUCUCCCACAACAACUAGGCCAAAGCUCACACCUACAACACUAACGUCCAGAGCCUCUCCCACCACGACCAGUGUUUCAACAGAGACACUGCCAGCUGAGUCCUUUGCACCUACAACGGCCAAAACGAGCCCCCUCCCGUCGUCUGCUCCUCCCCCCUCCUCAACUGCGUCCUCAACACCGCCAGGCCCAUCGCCUCCCGGUGAGUCUUGCUCCUGCCCUCCCGCUUCUCUGCCUGGUCUUGGUCCAGCUCGCGCCCUCCUCUCCCUAGCAGCACGUCCUGCAGGGGUUUCCGCCGUCACCCAUAAAAAGACAACCGUGCUGCCUCUGACCACCCGGAGGACCACCCCGGCCACUUCCGUCAGCAGCACCUCCAAGACUUCUGUGUCCAGAGAGACCAGCCCCACCAGCAGCCCCAAAGUGCCGCUGACAAGGACAGCUCGGAUCCCCAGCUCUCCUCCCUCCACCUCGGCCUCCAGCACGCCGCUCAGCACGCACCUGCCAUUUGCCGCCCCGUCCACAGUCUCAACCACGUCUCCCACAACAACUAGGCCAAAGCUCACACCUACAACACUAACGUCCAGAGCCUCUCCCACCACGACCAGUGUUUCAACAGAGACACUGCCAGCUGAGUCCUUUGCACCUACAACGGCCAAAACGAGCCCCCUCCCGUCGUCUGCUCCUCCCCCCUCCUCAACUGCGUCCUCAACACCGCCAGGCCCAUCGCCUCCCGGUGAGUCUUGCUCCUGCCCUCCCGCUUCUCUGCCUGGUCUUGGUCCAGCUCGCACCCUCCUCUCCCUAGCAGCACGUCCUGCAGGGGUUUCCGCUGUAACCCAUAAAAAGACAACCGUGCUGCCUCUGACCACCCGGAGGACCACCCCGGCCACUUCCGUCAGCAGCACCUCCAAGACUUCUGUGUCCAGAGAGACCAGCCCCACCAGCAGCCCCAAAGUGCCGCUGACAAGGACAACUCGGAUCCCCAGCUCUCCUCCCUCCACCUCGGCCUCCAGCACGCCGCUCAGCACGCACCUGCCAUUUGCCGCCCCGUCCACAGUCUCAACCACGUCUCCCACAACAACUAGGCCAAAGCUCACACCUACAACACUAACGUCCAGAGCCUCUCCCACCACGACCAGUGUUUCAACAGAGACACUGCCAGCUGAGUCCUUUGCACCUACAACGGCCAAAACGAGCCCCCUCCCGUCGUCUGCUCCUCCCCCCUCCUCAACUGCGUCCUCAACACCGCCAGGCCCAUCGCCUCCCGGUGAGUCUUGCUCCUGCCCUCCCGCUUCUCUGCCUGGUCUUGGUCCAGCUCGCGCCCUCCUCUCCCUAGCAGCACGUCCUGCAGGGGUUUCCGCCGUCACCCAUAAAAAGACAACCGUGCUGCCUCUGACCACCCGGAGGACCACCCCGGCCACUUCCGUCAGCAGCACCUCCAAGACUUCUGUGUCCAGAGAGACCAGCCCCACCAGCAGCCCCAAAGUGCCGCUGACAAGGACAGCUCGGAUCCCCAGCUCUCCUCCCUCCACCUCGGCCUCCAGCACGCCGCUCAGCACGCACCUGCCAUUUGCCGCCCCGUCCACAGUCUCAACCACGUCUCCCACAACAACUAGGCCAAAGCUCACACCUACAACACUAACGUCCAGAGCCUCUCCCACCACGACCAGUGUUUCAACAGAGACACUGCCAGCUGAGUCCUUUGCACCUACAACGGCCAAAACGAGCCCCCUCCCGUCGUCUGCUCCUCCCCCCUCCUCAACUGCGUCCUCAACACCGCCAGGCCCAUCGCCUCCCGCCGUCACCCAUAAAAAGACAACCGUGCUGCCUCUGACCACCCGGAGGACCACCCCGGCCACUUCCGUCAGCAGCACCUCCAAGACUUCUGUGUCCAGAGAGACCAGCCCCACCAGCAGCCCCAAAGUGCCGCUGACAAGGACAACUCGGAUCCCCAGCUCUCCUCCCUCCACCUCGGCCUCCAGCACGCCGCUCAGCACGCACCUGCCAUUUGCCACCCCGUCCACAGUCUCAACCACGUCUCCCACAACAACUAGGCCAAAGCUCACACCUACAACACUAACGUCCAGAGCCUCUCCCACCACGACCAGUGUUUCAACAGAGACACUGCCAGCUGAGUCCUUUGCACCUACAACGGCCAAAACGAGCCCCUUCCCGUCGUCUGCUCCUCCCCCCUCCUCAACUGUGUCCUCAACACCGCCAGGCCCAUCACCUCCCGCCGUCACCCGUAAAAAGACAACCGUGCUGCCUCUGACCACCCGGAGGACCACCCCGGCCACUUCCGUCAGCAGCACCUCCAAGACCUCUGUGUCCAGAGAGACCAGCCCCACCAGCAGCCCCAAAGUGCCGCUGACAAGGACAACUCGGAUCCCCAGCUCUCCUCCCUCCACCUCGGCCUCCAGCACGCCGCUCAGCACGCACCUGCCAUUUGCCGCCCCGUCCACAGUCUCAACCACGUCUCCCACAACAGCUACGCCAAAGCCUUUGUCAACAGGCCUUCAUCCUUCAACCUUCACGUCUAGGAGGAGUACUACAUCUUUUUCUUUGUCUGCAAGCACUACAAGUUUGUCUACUGCAUACAGCAAAACGUCAUCAGUAAUAGUUCCUACUAGUAUCUCUGGCAAAUCCACUCCAGUUGUCAUUACAAGUGCAUUACCAACAAGAAUUACUUUUGCUCCAACUGUCAUUAUUACUAAUGCUUCUACAGAGAUCCCAUCCAUUGAAAGAACUUCGUUGCAAACAACAACACCAACCACCACCCGCACCACAUCUUUUCCUUCAGUCACUUCCAAACUCAGAACAUCUUCAGCUUCUGCUAGAUCAGUAACAGUGCCGCAAGAGAUUUGCAGAGAGGUUGAAUAUGAAGACAAAAUAACUUACAAAGGCUGUUCUGUAAACGUUACUUUGGUCCGAUGCGAAGGAUCGUGUCCAUCUUCUGCAAAGCUGAAUGUUGAAAACAUGACGGUCAACACAGUAUGUGGCUGCUGUAUGCCACUUACACUUCAAAAGAAGGAAUUCCAGCUACCAUGCCAAGACCCAGAUAAUCCUGGAAAAAGGCUCAUUACAGAAAUAAUCAUAUUUGGUGGCUGUGUUUGUGACUUUCACAGCUGCACACACUAG
Molecule: messenger RNA, 8532 nt
Organism: Rhea pennata
Lineage: Eukaryota; Metazoa; Chordata; Aves; Rheiformes; Rheidae
Gene: MUC6
Product: mucin 6, oligomeric mucus/gel-forming
Exons: 41
Coding region: 1-8532 (2843 amino acids)
Cellular component (GO): extracellular matrix
Molecular function (GO): protein binding
Source: RefSeq, a predicted model, not a curated record